AUGCAUUUCUCACUCCUUGCUGUGUGCAGUCUUUUGACAGCAGCAGUAGCUGCUCCAGCCCCCAGUUCAAAGCGACAUGUAGUUCACGAACGUCGAUCACGCCUGCCCACUCAAUGGAGGAAGAACGCCAAGCUUCAUGGCGACUCACUCAUGCCGUUGCGCAUUGCUCUCGCGCAAAGCAACCUCGACAGAGCCGACGAAUUCUUGAUGGAGGUCUCCCACCCGGAUAGUCCCAACUAUGGCAAACAUUGGUCCGCCAAGAAGAUUGCAGAAACCUUCGCGCCUUCAGAAGAGACAGUCACGUCUGUCCUCAAUUGGCUGGCAGAUUAUGGUAUCACCAGCGACCGAGUCAAGCAAUCACAGAGCUUGAAUUGGAUUCAUGUCAACAUAACAGUAUCUGAAGCCGAGGGACUUCUCAACACCAAGUAUUACGAAUACAAGCACUCUUCAACGCAUGACACCCACCUAGCUUGUGACGAGUACUCCGUGUCAGAAGAUGUGCGCGACCACAUUGAUUUCAUCACACCAACUGUGCAUUUUGAUGCCAAAAUCAAGAAUCCUAGAAAGAAGCGAUCCAUGAACGAUAAUCAAAUCGCUGUUGCGAAACGUCAGACUGCCGCUGCCGGUCACAAUGUGCAACCUGGAAUUGGACAUUCGAUUGGUUCUCCGGGAGACGCUUCGCUGCCAAAGGAUGGCGGAAGGGUUCCGUUUGGCACCAUUCUCAGCGAGUUGGAGAAUUGCGACGUAUCAAUUGUUCCUGAUUGCUUGAGAGCAUUAUACGAGUUCCCGCCUUACUUCCCUGCUAACCCUAAGAAUUCAUUUGGCAUCGUCGAAUAUACACCACAGGCAUACCUUCCAAGCGACUUGGAUAUGUUCUUUGCAAACUUCUCUCCAUCUCAAGUUGGUGAUCGACCAAUCUUUGAUUCAAUCGAUGGUGGCCUCCUCCAGACUGAGGUGGAGUCCUUCGAUUAUAACGGCGAGUCGGAUCUUGAUCUCGAAUAUGGAAUGACACUUGUCUACCCUCAGAAAGUCACACUCUAUCAGACCGGUGACCUUCUUGAAGGAGCAUCGUUCAACAAUUUCCUCGACGCAAUUGAUGGUAGCUACUGCACUUACGACGGCGGUGACGAUCCAAACCAAGAUGGAAUCUACCCUGAUCCCUACGGUUCUGGAUACGGUGUGUAUAAGGGACCCGAGAAUUGCGGCGGUUUUGCGGCGACCAAAGUGAUCUCUACAUCUUAUGCCUACAACGAAGCAGAUCUCACACCUUUCUAUGAAAAUCGCCAAUGCAACGAGUAUUUGAAACUUGGUCUUCAAGGUGUCACUUUCGUGUACUCCUCAGGUGAUUAUGGUGUGGCUGGCAAUGGUGGACAAUGCAUUGAUCCUGUCACUGGGAACUACACCAAUGGGACAUAUGGAAUGUUCAAUCCGUCUUUCCCAGGCACGUGUCCAUAUAUCACAUCCGUUGGAGCAACUCAAGUCAAACCAGGAGCGUCCGUAACCCAACCUGAAGAAGCAGCCGAAUCAGUCAUCUACUCUGGUGGUGGUUUCAGCAACGUGUUCUCCGUACCCUCUUACCAAAAAUCAGCCAUCGCAAUCUACUUCGCUGAGCAUAAACCUCCUUACGGCCCAGACCGCUACAACACUUCAGAACACUCUCGCGGUCUCCCCGACGUUUCAGCAAACGGCGUAAAUUAUGUGAUCGCCAUCGACGGUAGCUUCUCCUACGUCUACGGAACUUCUGCUUCAACUCCUACAUUCGGAAGCAUAUUGACCUUAGUUAACGCUGCGCGAUUGGACAUUGGGAAGAGUUCAGUUGGGUUCAUCAACCCGACAAUUUAUCAGUAUCCGGGAAUAUUUAAUGAUAUUACUGAGGGCGGUAAUCAAGGAUGUGGAACUCCGGGUUUCGAGGCUGUUACUGGCUGGGACCCGGUGACUGGAUUGGGAACGCCAAACUUUCCCAGGAUGUUAAAGGUCUUCUUGGAGCUGCCUUGA
Molecule: messenger RNA, 1995 nt
Organism: Mollisia scopiformis
Lineage: Eukaryota; Fungi; Ascomycota; Leotiomycetes; Helotiales; Mollisiaceae
Exons: 5
Coding region: 1-1995 (664 amino acids)
Biological process (GO): proteolysis
Molecular function (GO): serine-type endopeptidase activity; tripeptidyl-peptidase activity
Source: RefSeq, a predicted model, not a curated record